CAUUUAGCGCAGAGACGGCCCCGAGGUGGCCGCAGCGCCUCCGCUCCCUCCUCCCCGCCGCGGCGCGGGGCGCCACUCGGACUCGCGCGGCCUCCGCUCCCGCUCCCCUGUGUGAGGCGGCGAGCGGCCCCCGGUGAGGAGAGGCGAGGCGGCGGGGGGCGGCAGCAGCGGCGGAGGCAGCGGCAGCAGCAGCAGGAGGAGGAGGAGGAGGAGGAGGGUUUCCGGCUUCCCGCGAGGCGGCGGCGGCCGCUUCUACUGCUGAGAGAACGCGGCCCGGCCUCGCGCGGGCGGUGGCUGCCUGGCGGGAGGGGGAGGCCGCUGCCGCCAUGGGCGCCCCUGCGAGGCGGGGCUGAGCCCCGCGGCCCCUUUCCCUGCCCUCGCGGCGGGUUGAAGGCUCCGGGCCCGCCCGCUGCGAGCGACUGAGCUCGGCGGCUACCGCCUCCGCGGCCUGCCCCCGCUUCGCCGCCCUUUCCCCUCUCCGCGGGCCUUCGCUCCGGGGGUUCCCGGGCCUGCCCCGGCCUUCUCUCGCCCGCCCUUCCCUCCUUUCCCCCCGCCCGGCCCCGCGCCCCGGCUCUCUCGCAGAGCUCCAUGUCGGCCCCGCUGCCCGUUGCCCCGCUGCAGGAUGGAUGCAGACGCUGAGCGGGGAGCCGCCCCGCUGGCCCAGCCUCCCCAGCAGCCGCCUCCCAGCUCCGCCGCCGGGAGCCCUUGGGACCCUCCCGUCUCGCAGCUGCGGCCGCGGCCGGGAGCGCUCCCCGCGCAGUGAGCGGCCUCUCCCCUCGCCUCCCCCCGCCCCGCCUCGCCCCAGCAGCGCUUCCCCGGGCAGCGAUGUCGGGGGGAGCAGCGGACGGCGGACCCCCGGCACCCCGUUUCCUGGCUCCCCCGCCGCCGCCCCCUAAGAACGGUUCCAGCUCGGACAGCUCCGUCGGGGAGAAGCUGGGAGCCGCCGAGCACGCUGCCUCUGGGACCGGCGGAGCGAGCGGCGGAGCGGGGAGCGGAGGCCGUAGCGAGGAGUACCGCCGCCGCCGCCACACCAUGGACAAGGACAGCCGAGGGGCGGCAGCCACCGAGCACCGCUUCUUCCGCCGGAGCGUGAUCUGCGACUCCAACGCCACGGCCUUGGAGCUGCCCAGCCUGCAGCCCGCCGCACCCUCGGCUCCCGUGUCGGGAGGCAGCGCCGCUCCCUUGGUCUCUCCUCCCGAGUGCGUCCGCACCACUUGCAUCGCCGUUGGAGCCUCGCAGGCCCCCUCGCUGCUGCGGCAGCCUCCGCCGCCAGUCCCGCUCCCACUGGAAGGGCGCUCUGGCCAGGAGCCCCCUGCCACCAAGGAUGCCGCCCCGCUACUGCCCAAAGAGGAGGAGGAUGAGGCCGCCGCUCUGCCCCCCACCAGCGCCGCUGGCAGCACGUCGGCUGCCAGCCGGGAGUUCGAGGAGCGGAGGGCGCAGCAGGAGGACAUAGAGGAGCUGGAGACCAAGGCGGUGGGCAUCUCCCCUGACGGCCGCUUCCUGAAGUUUGACAUCGAGAUUGGAAGAGGCUCUUUCAAAACUGUAUAUAAAGGACUGGAUACUGAUACCACUGUGGAAGUCGCCUGGUGCGAGCUGCAGGAUCGGAAACUAUCCAAGUCAGAGCGACAAAGAUUCAAAGAGGAAGCUGGGAUGCUGAAAGGGCUUCAGCAUCCCAAUAUUGUCAGGUUCUACGAUUCCUGGGAGUCCACAGUCAAAGGAAAAAAAUGUAUUGUCCUUGUGACAGAACUUAUGACAUCUGGAACAUUAAAAACGUACCUGAAAAGAUUUAAAGUGAUGAAAAUCAAAGUACUACGAAGCUGGUGUCGUCAGAUACUGAAAGGCUUACAAUUUCUACACACACGCACUCCUCCCAUUAUUCAUAGAGACUUAAAAUGUGACAACAUCUUCAUUACUGGCCCCACUGGUUCAGUCAAGAUUGGAGACCUUGGACUGGCAACCCUGAAGAGAGCUUCUUUUGCCAAAAGUGUGAUAGGUACCCCAGAGUUCAUGGCCCCCGAGAUGUAUGAGGAGAAAUAUGAUGAAUCCGUUGAUGUAUAUGCUUUUGGGAUGUGUAUGCUAGAGAUGGCAACGUCUGAGUAUCCUUAUUCUGAGUGCCAAAAUGCCGCGCAGAUCUACCGUCGAGUGACCAGUGGUGUCAAGCCCGCCAGCUUUGAUAAAGUAGCGAUCCCUGAAGUGAAGGAGAUUAUUGAGGGAUGCAUUCGGCAAAACAAAGGCGAAAGAUAUGCUAUUAAGGACCUUUUGAAUCAUGCUUUCUUCCAAGAAGAGACUGGAGUACGGGUAGAACUAGCAGAAGAAGAUGAUGGAGAAAAAAUUGCCAUUAAACUCUGGCUGCGAAUUGAAGACAUCAAAAAACUUAAGGGCAAAUAUAAAGAUAAUGAGGCAAUAGAGUUUUCCUUUGACUUGGAGAGAGAUGUCCCAGAGGAUGUGGCACAGGAAAUGGUGGAAUCUGGCUAUGUCUGUGAAGGGGAUCACAAGACAAUGGCGAAAGCUAUCAAGGACAGGGUAUCUUUGAUUAAGCGAAAGCGAGAGCAGCGUCAGUUGGUGCGAGAAGAACAGGAGAAGAAGCUUCAGGAAGAAGGUAGUCAGAAGCAGCAGCUGGAGCAACAGCAACCCUCAAGUGCUUCCCAUGCAGGGUCAAAGCAUCCCGUAUCUGUCAGUGGUACUGCUCCUGUCCCCACUACUUCAGCAUCUGUUUCUACUCAAGUGGAGCCUGAAGAACCAGAAGCUGAUCAACACCAACAACUGCAGUUCCAGCAACCCAGUAUAUCUAUUCUUUCUGAUGGAGCAGUUGAUAGUGGCCAAGGGUCAUCUGUUUAUACUGAAUCGUGUGUGAGCAGUCAGCAGACUGUGUCGUAUGGUUCCCAGCAUGACCAGCCAAUCUCAACUGCUGCAGUCCAGGGGUAUGCGGCUUCAGUUGGCCAAGUGCAGUCACAACAGCAUGGAGGAUAUCAGCCACCUACAGUGCCUCAGCAUCCGCGUGGGGGAACACCAACGUUCCCAGAUUCACAGAUAUUUUUCCCAACCGUUCAUGAACGGCCGGUGUCUUUCUCACCACCACCUGUCUGCCCGCCGAAGGUGGCAGUUGCUCAGCGCCGCAAGAGCACUUCAUUUUUGGAAGCCCAAACUUGCCACUUCCAACCAUUGCUGAAGACUGGCCAGAGUUUAGUUCCACCUGGUGGUAGUCCCACCAAUUGGACACCAGAGGCAUUGGUUAUGCUGGGCACAACAUCUCAUAGAGUCGCUGGAGAGCCUCUGCAUGUGCAAGUUAACCCUGUGUUUGAGCCAGCUCCUGUACACAGUGACUAUAGAUCUGGACCAACACCUCCAGAGGAUGCUCACUACAGAAUGCAUCCAGAAGCUGUAUAUUUGGUGGGCAUGCACUAUCCGUCACAGACACAAGUACAAGGCCAGUCAGCCUCAAGUAGUACAUCGGUACCGUCUCAGCCUGCCCAACACACUCAGCAGAAUGCCCAGCAGCCAGCUUCUUCUCAACAACCCGGACAAUACCAGCUGCAGCAGCCAUCAGUUUCUACUGGUGCCACUCCCACACAAACUGUCUCUCAAACUCAGACUUCACAGGUUAUGCCAAUGCCUCAGGCAGCAGCAGAGACACAGCUUCCUGUUUCCCAACCAGUGUCGAUCAUCCAAGGCGAACCUCAAUUACCUGUUGCAGCACCUUCUCUCCCUCAACCUUCAGUUGCCCCAUCAGUCCCUAUUGGUUCUCACUUUCUGCCCGUGGGACAACCCUUGCCAACUUCCAUUGUCCCCCAGUUCUCAGUCUCUCAGUUGCCCGUCGCAGCUCCUCAUGUGUCAGUGGCUCAGCCAGGUUUCCAGUCACUGCCAAUUUCAAUGGCAGGCGGCAUGAAUCAGCCAUUGCUCACGCUGGCAACAUCUGCUGCGGCAUCCGCUGUCCCUGUAGGAUCAACUGUUGUCCCUAGCCAGCUUCCCACGCUGAUGCAGCCUGUGGCUCAGUUGCCCAGCCAGGUUCUCCCGCAGCUCCUGCAGCCGGCUGUCCAGUCCAUGGGAUUGCCAGUCAGCAUUGGACAAGCUGCUGAUGCUUCACUUCCUGCUGGAGAUGCUCUUUACCAGGGCUUCCCAUCUCGGCUGCCACCUCAGUACCCAGGGGACUCAAGUGUUGCACCUUCCUCUGCUGUGGCUUCUGUUAGCAUUCCUUCUGCCAUACUGUCCCCUCCCCUACCCACAGAUGUAAUGACUCAGCCAGGCUAUAUUGCUCCUGUUGUGCAGCCGUAUGUGGAGCAGAACGUUUUAGUUCCUAUGGGCAGCGUAGGAGGACAGGUUCAAGUGCCCCAGCCUACAGUGAGUUUAGCACAACAGGCCUCAUCAGCCUCCUCGCAGCAGGCAGUUGUGGAGCAGAAUGUCAUGCCAAUGUGGGGACCUUGUUGCCACUGGCUGUUCUGUUGGGAAGGUACUCAAGGGGCCUCACAGACUGCUCCUUCAGAGUCUCUGCCAUCAACGCAGCCUGCUCAGUCUACCCCUUUGGCUUCCUCUAUGGAUAGUGCACAUUCUGAUGUUGCUUCAGGAAUGAGUGAUGGCAACGAGAAUGUUCCAGCUUCUAGUGGGAGGCAUGAAGGGAGGACUACCAAGCGUCAUAUGCGGAGGUCUGUCCGCAGUCGCUCUCGCCAUGAGAAGACUGCUAGGCCAAAACUGAGAAUUCUAAAUGUUUCAAAUAAAGGUGACCGGGUAGUGGAAUGCCAGCUAGAGACACACAAUCGGAAAAUGGUUACUUUCAAAUUUGAUUUGGAUGGUGACAACCCUGAGGAAAUAGCAUCAAUUAUGGUGCAGAAUGAGUUUAUUUUAGCAACUGAGAGAGACUCAUUCGUGGAACAGGUACGAGAGAUCAUUGAGAAAGCAGAUGAAAUGCUGAGUGAGGAUGUAAGUGUGGAGCCAGAAGGUGAUCAGGGUUUGGAGAGUAUGCAGACAAAAGACGAUGGCUUCGUUCCAGGGUCACAGAAAUUAGAGUUCAAACAGCCAGAUCCUACAUCUUCCAUGCCACAAAGAAUAGGGGUUCCUCCUAGCUCCUUUACCCAGGUUGUCCAUUCUGCGGGAAGACGGUUCAUUGUCAGCCCUGUCCCUGAAAGUCGGUUAAAAGAACAGGGCUUUUUCACCUCUCCUGUUCCCGGGGGAAAAGAAACUUCAGAUGUUGUUGCUGCAUCUCCACUACAUGGUCCUGGAAUGAAUCUCUCCCACUCUGCAUCAUCGCUGAGCUUACAACAAGCUUUCUCUGAGAUUGGGCAUGGUCAAAUGACAGAAGGACCGAGUACAGCUCCUCCAGUGUUUAAUCAAACAAUACCACCAUUUCCACCUGUGCUUUCUACCAUGGCAGGCAGUGGUGCACCUCCUGCAUCUGUAGCUGCUCCUUCAAUAUCUGUUCCUUCUAGCACAGGUGUUUCUCUUCCAAGUUCUGUUACUUUGCCUUCAGAAAAUGCAGCUGUUGGAGUUGCACUAAGUGCAAGUGUGCCAAGUUCUGUUUCUCCACCUCCGGCCUCACAAUCUGGACAGCAGCUGUCUGGUGGUGUGGCUUCCAGUGUGAGCGCCCCUGCUUCUUUCUCCUUAACUAUCACAUCCCAGCCUGCUCAGCCAGUAACUGGAGACAUUACCCCUAGCAUCAGCACACCAGCUUCUUUGGCACUAUCUGCUACCCAGGUUCCUGGUGUCACUGGUCUUGGUGUCGUUGCACCAGCUGUGACAUCUCAAUCUACUCCUCAAAUUGUAAGUAGUUUGGCAGCACCGCAGACAUCUGUUGCCCUGUCUCAGGCUCAGAAUGUGUCUUUGCAGCUUCCUCAGCUUACCAGUAGUGGCUCUGUCUCCAGUCUGGCAGAAACAACAGUUGUAAGUGCUCCACAAUCACUACCUGAGAGUGGGCAGUCCGCAGAUAAAUCACAGCCCUCCAGUGCAGCUGGCUUAUCGCUACCAAUCUCUGCACCUUUAUCAUCCUCUGUAGCAACAAGUUUGUGUGGUUCGGUCACUCAGCCAGUGAUACAUCCCUUACUCAUCCCAUCAGCAGUUACAUCAACACCUGUCCUAUCCCAGAUUCCAGGUGCAACACCUGUGUUGCCCCAGGUUCCCCUACCUGGUGUCUUACCACAGCCAGUUACUAAUUUGCCUGCAGUACAGCAAACAUUGAUACACAGCCAGCCCCAGCCAGCUCCAUUACCCAACCAACCUCAUAUUCACUGUCUGGAGGCUGACGCUGAUGCUCAGUCCAAAGCACCUGGUAUUGAUGAUAUAAAGACCCUGGAAGAAAAGCUACGGUCUCUCUUCAGUGAACAUGGUAACGUGGGAGCAGCGCAUCCAUCAGUAUCUCUGGAGACGUCACUGAUCAUGGAAACUACUGUUAUUCCUGGGAUCCCAACCACUGUUCUUGCACCAACUAAACCCCUGACAUCCGUUAGCACUUGUAUACCUCCGAGCAGUUUGCCUCUUGGACCAGCUGGCUUGCCAGUGCUGACACCAGUCGCCACGCCUGGGCAAGUGAUCACCCCAGUAAGCUAUAUUUCAGCACCAAGCAGCGUUGCAACAGCAGUAGUGAAACCAGGGACCUCUCCCUCGAAGCCUCCGCUUAGCAGGGUACCGGUGCUACCAGUAGGUUCUGAACUUCCAGCUGGCACUCCGUCCAGUGAGCCGCUGCCACCUUUUCCAGGACCUUCACUAACUCAGUCCCAGCAGCCACUGGAAGAUCUGGAUGCUAAGCUGAGGAGAACCCUUAGUCCAGAGACCGUUCCAGUGACAUCAGCUCCUGCCUGUUCUGUGCCCUCAGUAGCAUCUACAGCAGUUACUGGUCUGGUGUCCACAGCAGCACAGCCUCUAAAAGAUGCUUCAGCAUCUUAUGGUGGAGAAAGCAGUGGUAUGGCUUCCACAACAACAGGAGCUGGCAUUCUUAAGAUGGGACGGUUUCAGGUAUCUGUGGCAGUGGAUGAUGUGCUGAAAGAGAGUGACAAACCUGAGACUAAGCCGCUGCAAUUUGAAACCACCUCCUCUGAUUCCUCCCCUCUUUCUGGAAGCAGUCCAGAGAGCACCCUGGUAAAGCAGGCUGGAGGGCGGAAAAGCGAGGCUGUGGCACAUGGCAUUCCUCAGCCAGUUCCUGUGCUGCAGUUGCCAGUAGACGAUGGUCAGCCUACUAAGGUUGGACGCUUCCAGGUAACAACAACAACAGAUCAAGUGGGGCGCUUCUCAGUGUCAAAGACUCAGGAUGAGGUCACCUGUGCAGAGAGAGAGCCAAUGACUCUCCCUCUCUCUGUGGACUUGGAACAAGUUGCUUCUUCAGCUGCAGCCCCUAGGAAAGAGUUGGAGUCGAGGCAGUCCCCACAUAUGAAUGGUCCGUCCUCUGAACCAGAGGCUGCUUUCUUGAGUGGAAUGGCUAAGGAUCUGGAUGAUGGCUCAGCGAGUCCAGACUCCCUCCAGGCCACAGCGUCAAAGAUCAGCCUCCCUGUUCAGAGUCUUAGCAACUCGUUCAAUUCUUCCUACAUGAGCAGUGACAACGAGUCAGAUAUUGAAGAUGAAGACUUGAAAUUGGAACUCCGUCGAUUACGGGAGAAGCACCUUAAAGAGAUCCAGGAGCUGCAGAGUCGCCAGAAGCAGGAGAUUGAAUCACUAUACACAAAACUAGGAAAAGUCCCACCUGCAGUCAUUAUACCCCCUGCUGCACCCCUUUCAGGAAGGAGGAGACGACCCACUAAAGGAAAAAGCAGCAAAUCCAGUCGUAGCAGCUCCCAGGGAAAUAAGAGUCCACAGCUGUCAGGCAAUUUGUCAGCUCAGAGUGCACCAUCAGUCUUGCCCCCGCAACAGACUCUUCAUCCUCCUGGUAGUGUGCCAGAGACUGGACAGAAUCAUUUGUUACAGCCCCUCAAACCUUCACCUUCCAGCGAAAACCUCUACUCUGCCUUUACCAGUGAUGGUGCCCUUUCAGUACCAAGCCUUUCUGCGCCAGGCCAAGGCUGUGCGAAGUUUAACUGUGCAUCUGAGAGAGUGACGUUCAAGCCUGGUGGCAGGAGGACCCGAUUUCUGAGUACGCCCUGCUUGGCUCUUUGGAAGAUGGUGAAAAAAGUCUGUCCUUGCAACCAGCUCUGUAGUAAUUAUCUUAUUUCUGUUAUCUCCAACUCCUGACUGUAAAGCUGUUCAUUGGCUUUUUCUGGUCACCGAAGCCUUGCCUCCCUGACUCUGUCCCUAGCACAGCAUCUGUCUGUCUCUGUUAUGCCCUCUAAUGUGUACUCUGUUGUUAGCAUAGCUGUACAGCGUGGCUAUUACCUUUGCAGAAGAGUGGAGGCAGAGCCUCACCUUCCCUGAGCAACUCCUUGCUCCCUGCUAAUAACAGUGAAUUGAGCAUCGAGGACAGCUGCUCACUGCGAUGUGCUAAUGCUGUACCCUUGAGCAGCUGCUUUCUGUACGUAUCUGAUGGGUUCUGCCAUCUCAGUGACAGCUCCAAUGGCAGAGUGUCCUUCAGCGUUGCAAGAGUAAGCCAUCUGACCUCUAUCCGUGUCCUGAAGUAAGAGAUGUCUAGAAAAGCCAGCAUGUGGUCACGUCACUGAAAACGGCUUAAAGGUGCCUUUUGACAGUGCCUUUGUCACUCAUGGUGAGAUUUAACAAUAAUAAAAAAGAAGGCUGGGUGUAAAAUGAAGGCAUUGUAGGUGGCAGGCUGAAGAAGCAGAAGCCUGUUUCACUUCAGGUCCCUUAUGUCAGAGUAGGACUGAGGACGGCUGCUGUGACCAAGCAGGAAUGCGGGGGUUUGUUUCCAUUAAAUGCCACGAAUUGAAACGCUUCCUUCUCACACUCUUCUGAAUGGCAGCUUCAGUAGGCAGAAACUACAUCAGGGUUAAAAUGUGAAGUUCCUAAGAAGUCAGUUUUUACACUGAUACUGUGGGAGCUCCCAGUAAUUUUACAGCUCACUUCUUAUAGCGUAGGUUGGUCUGCCUCAAGUUGUCUGUGACUUGAGAUUGGAGCUCCGUACUAAAAUCACUUUUCAGAUAAAGCUCUUUGCCCCCCACCUUUCCUAUCUGCCUUAAACCCUGGAUUAAACACUCAGCCAGUCCUCUUCAAAACACUUCAGCUUUUCUAAGUGAUUUUUCACAUCUCUGGAUGAUUGUUCUGUAGUAUUUUGUAAUUAACUCCCUCCAUUGCGCGGCCUGAAGAGGCUCUUCAAGCAUAGAGCCACGGUCCCAGGUUGCCAGCUGUGCACUUAUUGAUUAACAUAGAAAUAUGAGACACGAGAACCAGAUAUUGGCCAUCAUGAAGAGUAUGAGAGUGAGUGUAUCAAUCCCUGCAUGAGCCCUCAUGGUGGAAUGUGGUUGUUACUGGUUCCACACCUCAUCUUGAGUACCUCUUUGUUAUUUUUGCCUGUUUUGUGUUUAAUUUCACCUUCUUUUUCUCGGUCACUGUUAUUAUUAAAUAAGAUGUGGUGCAUGCUUAAAGUUUUCAUUAUUUUAUCGUAGAUUUUUCCUUUCCACCUUAUGGUAUGUUUCUGUUAGCAUUCAUCUGAGCUGCAGCUGCACUCCCUGGUCAGGGAACCCUAUUCUCUCCUUCCUUGUGCACUGUUGCAUGCCUCUGCCUGCCUGUAACAGCUGCUGUCCCUCUGGUGAGCACCCUCACUGGGAGCCAUCUCCAUGCUUGAGCUGGAUCUGGUGGGAGGGAGUUGUGUCCUUCCCUCCUCAGCACUACUAGAGGCGGUAACACUUUGCUUAUUUGUCCUGCGUAGUAAGUAUGUCACCUUCCUAAUUCACUCCUUAUUAUAAAGCAUUCCUGCAGGGGUUUGGAGCCAGUUCUUUCUUUGAUGCCAUGGUUGCAGGGAGCGGGGCAGCUAGCCAGGGAGGGCAGCACGGAGGAAUUAGAAUUGCAGAAUCAUUAAGGUUGGAGAAGACAUCUGAAAUCAUUGAGUCCAGUCAGCAGCCCACGCCUGCCGUGCCCACUGCCCACGUCCCUCAGUGCCGCGUCCACACAGUUACUGAGCACCUCCAGGGUGGUGACUCCACCACCUCCCUGGGCAGCCUGUGCCACUGCAGCACCACUACUGAGAAAUCAGCUGUCAGACAGGGGACAACGACUGUCAUUCGGCCUUGGCAAUGGAGAUGACUGUCUUUGCUAGGAUUUUUGAUCCUCAACUUUUUAAAUCAGUUUUCUCCAGAAAUUCUGCCAUAUGCUCAGGUUAUCCUGGGCUUCCCAAUUGCAGCCUUCAGAACAAGCAGGUAGAAAUAUAUGAGGCUAUUUGAAAACCAGUUAGGUGAAGAUGCUUGCAGUGAAUGCAGGGUUUAGCUCUACACUGACAGGAACUAAUUAUGUUUAGUUGGUUUUGAGCCAAGUGGAUUUGAGAAAUGUAGAUUCAUUCUGCCUUCCCCAUGGUCCUACUGGUCCCACAUCUGGAAAUGAAGAUACUUCUGGAAUGUAUUCAUUCCACAUCUGAAAUGAAGGUACUGCUGGGAAUUCAGAAUUCUUACCUGAUAAUAAACAACUUUUGCUACUGCUAUGUUAUCUGUCUUGUGAAAAGCUUCAUUUUGAGUGAAGCUGUGUGCUUAUUAGGGCGAGACAGUGAGUAAGGCUACUAAACACAGAACUUCUGGAUGUUUUCUGCAGCGUGCUGUUCAGCCAGCUUUCUAGAAGCACCAAAUUCCCAGUAUUCAUGUGUGGGGCUUUUGUUCUUGUGGUCAACCCAGUGAACAGAAAUUUGUGUCAAAGCACAUCCAAGGAACUGGUCUCAUUUCUGCCUUCUUUAAGCUGUGUUAGUCAUUUACAUUGAAAUGCUUGUUCUUCAGACUAGGAAAUCUGAACAUAAUGGCAAAAAAGUGCUUUCAGAGGCAAAAAGCAAAAUUUAACACAGUGCAGACUUCCCCUGCUGAUCCCUGCUCUUUAGUGGAUGAAGACAGUCCUGUCUGGUUAUGCUCAAGUAUGGCAGCUAUUGGAAACAACAGUUGUUGUAUCUCACUGUGGCUUUUUGUGUAAUCUGAGUGAAUUUUUCCUCUUCAUUUUAUGAAGUGGAGAUAAUUUUCUACAGAGCAGCUGGCUGUGCUGUUUGUAGUACUCCAUAUUCAGCAUCCAGCAUUGUCCUCUAAGGUGGAAUUGACUUGUGCUGGUAGUGGUUGCUGCUGAUUAAAUGGUAUAGGAUGAAAGAACGACACGACUACUGUCAUCUGGUGCUGAAAUCUAAUCUCCUUUUUCUUCUGCAAAGACCUAUAGGCUGCUGCUGUUCCCCUGUAAAGAUGACUACUUGCAGGACUUCUUGAAGGAAACAUCUGUGAAAUAUUAAUAAUCUGAGGAAAUGCCUGUAGGAGUCCUCAUAGUUCCUACUUCAGCUUGUCUUGAAAUUGAAACCUAGACUUAAGCUGCAUGGCAUUUUAAUUGGCUCUCUAUCGUUGUACCAUUGCCACGAUUAUUAAAUUCACUGGAGGAAGCUGAUCUUGACCCCAAAUUUUGACUCCCAUUUCUUGUGU
This is a messenger RNA of Tympanuchus pallidicinctus (lesser prairie-chicken), 11456 nucleotides long. RefSeq names its product WNK lysine deficient protein kinase 1 (gene WNK1). Bases 826 to 8145 code for a protein of 2439 amino acids. NCBI's taxonomy places the organism in Eukaryota, Metazoa, Chordata, Aves, Galliformes, Phasianidae. The transcript has 30 exons. Gene Ontology annotation, cellular component: cytoplasm; cytosol. Gene Ontology annotation, molecular function: ATP binding; potassium channel inhibitor activity; protein serine/threonine kinase activity. Gene Ontology annotation, biological process: protein phosphorylation; negative regulation of sodium ion transport; positive regulation of sodium ion transmembrane transporter activity. The record is from RefSeq and is a predicted model, not a curated record.